Molecule: messenger RNA, 785 nt
Organism: Nannospalax galili (Upper Galilee mountains blind mole rat)
Lineage: Eukaryota; Metazoa; Chordata; Mammalia; Rodentia; Spalacidae
Product: sialic acid-binding Ig-like lectin 14
Exons: 3
Coding region: 18-407 (129 amino acids)
Biological process (GO): cell adhesion
Cellular component (GO): plasma membrane
Molecular function (GO): sialic acid binding
Source: RefSeq, a predicted model, not a curated record
GCCUCUCAGUGCCUGUCAUGGAGGGCCAGUCCCUGCGCCUGGUGUGUGAGACUGCCAGCAACCCUCCUGCCUCACUGAGCUGGUACCAGAAGGCAAAAGCCCAGGGUCAUUCCCAGAUAUCAGCAUCUGGGGUCCUGGAGCUGCCCUCUGUGGAGGAUGGAGAAUUCACCUGCCAGGCUCAGCACUCACUGGGCUCCCAGCACCUUUCCCUGAGCCUUUCUGUACAGAAAAGUUCCUGUUCCUGCCUGUGUGCAGUUGAGAAUCAGGAGGGUUCCUGGCCCCUGGUCCUCACCCUGAUCAGAGGGACACUCAUGGGAGCUGGCUUCCUCCUCACCUAUGGCCUCACCUGGAUCUACUAUACCAAGUGUGGUGGUGCCCUCCAGCCCAAGAAUGUGAAGAGUCACUGAGCCAUUUCUCAUCACUGGGGACUAAGGCCGCGUCACAGAGCCGUGAGGUACAUUCCACCUGGGAACUCUCCACUCAGAGCCAACAGAUGCCUCUGCACCCCGUGGACCGCAGUCCCUGCCUACUUACCCACUGAUCUGUACGGAUCCCACCUCAGUACACUGCAUCUCCACCACCCUUUCCCUCCCACCUUGUCUUACUCGCUCCCAGCCCUGUGAGAGGCAUGAAAUGGGCACCCUACCCCACAUGACCAAGAACUCAUGUUACCACUUGAGUCUCUGGCCCCCCAACUUGCCUAUCAGUGUAGACAUGGAUGUAUGUCCAGUCAUGAGCAGAACUUUUCCUUUGCAGUUGAAAUGCCUACCUCAUUAAAUUACUGU